This is a messenger RNA of Colletotrichum acutatum, 1572 nucleotides long. Its product is annotated as F-box domain-containing protein. The coding region runs from base 1 to 1572 and encodes 523 amino acids. The transcript has 3 exons. The record is from RefSeq and is a predicted model, not a curated record. NCBI's taxonomy places the organism in Eukaryota, Fungi, Ascomycota, Sordariomycetes, Glomerellales, Glomerellaceae.
AUGGCUACCGCAUCCUCCCUCCGUGCAGCGCCACAGAAAUGGUCUCUGAAUGACCUCAGCUCCGAGCUGCUGGCUCUCAUCUUCGAGCAGCUCCGAGAGAUAGACGAGCGCGCUCUUGCUGCUGUGCGGUGCCUGUCCAGGCGCUUUGAGGCUAUCGCAACUCCCGUCACCUACCGAACGAUUUGCCUGAACGAGCGCAUUGUUGCUCCAGACGCCGAAUCGCGGUAUCCCAAUCUCUUGCGCAAUGUGUCGUCUUACACCAACCACGUCGUCACACGGAGCGAUCUCGACCCUGACGGCAUUCGGCGGGUGCUGGACAGGGUCCAAAGGCUAAAGACUGUGCGGUGGCACUAUGUCGAUGCUGAAUUCCGAUCAGGACGACUCUGGCUCCCAUCAGACGUGCUCAACCCUCAGCAGACACGAUUUAACGGCACGAAACUGUUCGUCGAGGACUUGCCCCUGCGAGAAUUCGAGGGCCAACUACGAGACACCUACGUCCGAGCGAUUCCCACAGACCUUCUUGUCUCGCUCAAGCUUGCGAGCCCCGCCCCGCCGCUCACGACACGAUUGAAUUCCCUAAAACAGCUGCUCCUGCUCUCCCGUCGCCUAGAGACAUUUCAUUACGAAGACCGUGGGCAGGGGACGAAUUUCAAGUUCGUCCAAGGAGAGCGCAUGCCCCCGCUGAAAGACUUGGCCCUCAAGUCUUACGACUGGAAUCAUUCAAAGGAGGACACCCGAGCCCAUUGGGACUUUUCUCAGCUCGAGUCGCUCGACCUGAAAUAUGUGCCUGUCUUCAACUUCCUGUCGACUGUGGAUUUCCCGGACUUGGCGGGCUUGCGACAUUUACACUGCGAAGAUUUCAGCGCCCACCUAGUUGAUAAACGAGAGGAGGCCACGGGCGGUUUAUACUUAUUGGUGGCUAAUCACAUUCGGGCUUUGCAGACCCUCAAUGUGACCUGCCACACCCGUCUAUUCCCGCUGGAUGGCAUUUUGAGACAUGGCGAAUCUCUCCAAGUGCUCAAGUUCCGUGACCACAUGGGUUUUGGAGAGGAGGACCGACGCUGCCCGACGCUUUGGGGCGAGGAUAUCGCUAUUUUGGCGCAAGGUCUACCACACGUGCACACGCUGGAGCUGGAUAUGGACGUGGCCAUGUGCGACCCGACUGAGUUCCUCCGCGCUCUAUGCAGUUUCCGCAGCCUUCAAACCAUCACACUACACGUCCAGACCGUUCUCCACGCACUCGAGGUUGUUCACCCGGGAAUGGACCGCGACUACGACGCGGCCUUGCGCACUUUUCAGUUUCUGCUACGAGAGAAGCAGCUCGCGACGCCCGACGUACCCUGGAAGCAAAUCACGAUUAAUGUAGGCGGAUGGCGCAAGGUCAUGGUCCGUCGCUUCAGCGCCGCCUGGCGUCGCCAAAAUGAAAACGGCGUGUACGCCGAGCGUUGUUUUGUGCUAGAGAGAGCCGAUAACGGGCAAAUGGCAUACCGAGAAGAAAUGAGUAUCGAAGGCCGCUCAGCAACACCAACGCCCGAUCCUCCGACACCGAACAUGGAUACCGAUUACGACUAA